Molecule: messenger RNA, 3429 nt
Organism: Patella vulgata (common limpet)
Lineage: Eukaryota; Metazoa; Mollusca; Gastropoda; Patellidae
Product: serine/threonine-protein phosphatase 6 regulatory ankyrin repeat subunit A
Exons: 1
Coding region: 212-1552 (446 amino acids)
Cellular component (GO): cytoplasm
Molecular function (GO): protein binding
Source: RefSeq, a predicted model, not a curated record
UGAUAGUAUCUAUUAAUGUAAGGCCUACAUGUAUUCUCAAUCUAACCAAUGGCUAACAGCAAACUUAUCAGAUCUCUGGAAUAACUAUUUCACACAGUGGGGGCAAAAGCCAAUUUAAAACAAAGUGGAUAACAAAUUACGAAAAAUAAAAGUUUUCGAUUAAUCUGUGAAAAUUUGAAAACACUGUUAAUUAAUUCUUUAAAGAGUGAAAAUGAAAGGAAUUGAGAAACUUGAAAUAGAAGCUACAGAAAUUUAUGGUAAAUUAAUUCGUGGUGAUGACAUUCAACUUAAAAAAUUCAUGCAGAAACCAAGUAAGCAGUUGAAAGAUAUGUGCUGUGUUAUUAUUGGAACUGGAAAUACCCUGAUACAUGAAGCAAUUCAUAAAUCAAAACUACAACUUCUAGCUUUUUUCCUAAAAAAUGGUGCAGACAUUAACACUAGAAAUAAAGAAGGCCUGACACCACUUCAUGCAGCCCUUCUUUACAAAAAUUUCAGAGCAGCCAAGUUUUUGAUCGAGUCUGGAGCUAGCGUAAACGAAAUAGUGUCACAAAAAACAGGCCAGUCUUUGUUACACAAAAUGGUCUGGGCAAACCGUCGACAAGCAGCCAAAUUGUUGUUAGAAGAAGGUGCUGUUGUAAGCAGAAAAGAUAAAUUAGGACGUACCCCAUUACAUUUUACAGCAAUGCGAGGCAAUGUUUACAUGAUUCCGAUGUUUUUAGAAAAGGGCGGUGAACUCAAUGCUAUGGACAAUAUGAACAGAACCCCACUUUUACUUUCUCUCAUGUAUAAAAACCCAGACAUUGCUAAAAUAUUGCUGGAGGAAGGAGCAGACGUGACUAUUAAGGAUAAAAUUGGUAACAGCCCACUACACAUAGCAGUUAUAGAAAAAUAUACAGAAGUAGCCAAACUGAUAGUCAGCAGAAAUGCUAUUAAUGUCAACACCAAGGAAAAAAUCAUGGGAAGGACACCUUUACAUUUAGCUUGUGAAAAAAAUUAUCAAAAAUUAGUAGGCCUGUUGUUAGAGAAUGGGGCAGACGUCAAUCUAACAACCACCUUCAGAAAAUCCCCAUUACAUCUGACAGUUCUAAAUGGCGCUACAGAACUGGUUCCUCAAUUACUUAACAGGACACGUAAUGUGAACAUGCUAUCACUUGGAAACAAAACCGCUCUACAUAAUGCUGUCGAAGGUGGAUAUUACAAUAUCGCAAACUUGUUAAUCCAAGCCAAAGCCAAAACCAAUGUCCAUGACACUCACGGUUUGACGCCAUUACAUCAUGUGGCCCGACUCGGUUAUACAGACUGCGCCAAUCUUCUGAUUAAAGAGGGAGCUCAAGUGAAUAGUUCUGACUCAAAGCAGAUGACACCACUUCACCACGCAGCAGAAACCAACCAAAUGGAUAUGGUGAAUACAUUGUUACGGUCUGGAGGUGAUCUCAAUCUUCAGGAUGAAGACGGAAAGAUACCUUUAGAUUAUGAUACUAACGGAGAGCUACAAGCUUUAUUAGAUAGAAAAUCAGCAAGACGUCGUCGACAUGCCCAGAUAGACCGAUAGUUGUGAUAUUAAAUCAUACGAUUUGUUUCACAACUGUGUAUGGAGUAUUACCUUUAAUCAUGUCUACCUCAUUAUUAUAUUUGACAAUAAUUAUGUAAUUAUGUGUUUUAUUGAUUAUACUUUCAAUCCUUUAAAUUGUUCUUAAAUUUAUCAUACUAGAGUUAGUUUUUACUCCAAUUUGUGAUAUUGGUAAUUCUUUGAUUCUCUCUAAAACAAUACAUGCUAUAAUCUACUCAAAAGACAAAUUGAAUACUUACAACCCAUUGUCAAAGUUAGACAAAUAUAUCAGAAGGAAACUUAUUGUGAGUUGUCUACAAAUUUGACAAAUGUCUACAUAUUGGAUCAAAUUCAGCUUGAAACAGUUUUUAAUUUUUUAAUAUAAGAGAACAGUUUUGAACUGGUUUAUGAAACUUCUUCCUCCAGCUGAGUGCCCUGUCUGAAGGCGGUUUGUUCAAUAUUAGUAUAAACAUGCCAGAGUUAAUAAUUUUAAUUGUUUUUACCAGCUAUUUGUAGAUUCGUGAUACAUGAUUGGUUUAUAUAAUAAACAAAGCAAACUUAAUGCAAUAAUUGCAUUUUUUUAUGUCAUAUGUUUAAAACAUGUUAAAAUAAAGCCUUAAAAUACAUGGCAUCUAUACACACAGUCCUGCCUUGUUAAAGAAUAAUCCUAAAUCCUAUAAUUCACUUGUGUCAGUUGAGAAAUUGGCAAAUAUAUCCUUUCAUUUCCAAAUACCAUUAGCGAGUAGAAAUUAUUUAAAAUUUUUAUGUGAAUGUUUUUUAAGUGCUAGAAUGAUUCCUAUGAUUGUAUAGUAGUGAUUUGACAACCAAUUAAGUAAUAGAAUAGAAAUAGUUAUGUUUUGACUUUCUUUGAAAAUAUGCAAUUAUCGCUUUAAUCCAAAAUUUUAGGUACAAAAAAAAGGUUUCUAUUACUGGAAAGAGGGCCUGGCAUGUACAGUAGUAUCUAGUCGUUUUGAAGGGACAAAAAACUGAGGCCUAUGUACACAUUGGCCUGCACGUAAAAGCACUCUUCAAAGUUGGAAUUCGAAAUAAGUGUAGGAUGUGGCAAUAUUUCUCUCAUAGCACUCUGUAUGGUGAAUGCAUAUCUUUAUUAUCCCAGUCGGUGCAGAAAAAUAGGACAUUAAACCAGAUUUCAUUUCUUAUUAUAUCAUAUUAAUAUACCUUAUAGAGACUGAUAAAAAACAUAACGGAAGUAGUGAAAGUACAGUUGUUUUGUUAGAAAAUCUUAAAAUCCAUCAUACAUAAAUAACUUGAAUGAAAAUAACAUCUAGUUUUAAUCAGAUUGCAGCAUAUACAUCCUACCUGUUGUCUGUCUGUUGUAUCAUUUACUGCUAUAUUAUUUUCAACUACAACUUGGUCAAUACAUUCAUUUAUAUUAGACUUCACCAUAACUUCUGCCUAAUAAAAAAUGACAAUUAUAUUAACAUAUUAAAGGGGCAUUAGGUAAGAUUGGAUAAAGAGUUGACAGUUCUUGCUGUAAUAGUUAAAAAAUAGAUAAUGAAAACAGAAUAUACUGAAAGUUUCAGUCAACUUGCUUCACUCUGAACCAAGAUUUUAGCGAUUCAAUUUUAGGCUAGUCUCGAUCGUCAUAAUACUAACGUUGGUAUGAUAAUAAACAAAGUCUUCAUCAUCCAUUUUUAUGUUAAAUUAUCCAUCACAAAACGUAUUCAAAUCCACUAAAUAUUGCAGGCUAGCGAUGCCAUCAAGAGUUGAUUAUGGUCUGGAUAAGUAAAUUAAUGUCUAAUUAAUAAUUUAGGUAGUAUUUCAGGCCUAAAGAAGGACCUGCAAUAGGUAGAUUUAGCUCUUGCAUAAUGUAUGUUUAAAUAAUUAAUUGUAAAAAUAUAACUGAUUGUCAACAAAUA